AUGGGAAUAAGAUUUGUGCUAAUGGUGAACAAGCAAGGUCAGACUCGUCUUGCACAAUAUUAUGAAUACCUAAAUCUCGAAGAACGGCGAGCUUUGGAAGGGGAAAUCGUCCGCAAAUGCCUAGCCCGAAACGAGCAGCAGUGUUCAUUUGUUGAGCAUCGGAAUUACAAAGUCAUCUAUAGACGAUAUGCAUCACUAUUUUUCUUGGUUGGAGUGGACAAUGAAGAAGUAAGUUAUAUAUUAUCUACUAUGAUUCUUGAAUUACACUUGCUACACUUGUUUUAUAAUUAUUAUACAUUCCUAUGUUUGCAGAAUGAGCUUGCAAUUUUAGAAUUUAUUCACCUACUGGUCGAGACUAUGGAUCGCCAUUUCGGAAAUGUGUGUGAGCUGGACAUUAUGUUUCAUCUAGAGAAGGCACAUUUUAUGCUGGAGGAAAUGGUAAUGAAUGGUUGUAUUGUAGAGACCAGCAAGUCUAACAUACUCUCUCCAAUCCAGCUAAUGGAGAAAGCAUCAUAG
Molecule: messenger RNA, 516 nt
Organism: Striga hermonthica
Lineage: Eukaryota; Viridiplantae; Streptophyta; Magnoliopsida; Lamiales; Orobanchaceae
Source: the annotation of a GenBank genome assembly